GAGUGCUUCCGGUAAAAGUUUCAAAACGUAUUUUGAAUGAAUUACUUUUUAUGUUUGAAAGUUAGGUUUGUUUAGAUAAAAACCUGUUAAAUAUGCGUAUUGGAUAUAUUUCCAAUUAAUACUGUCCCAGUGGAAUUAGGAUAGACACGUGUCAAGUCAUAAAACAUCUAAAAUAUCAAGCAAAAAAUCACAUGCUGUUUGAAAUUAUUUGUAAAACUAAAGUAAUUUUAAAUCAUCAUGAUCAUGCCCCUUAAUUCUACAGUGCAGUUGUAAAAAAUAAUUCAAAAUGACAAGUUUCGUAGAUCCAGAUGACGAUCCUGAAUUACACAGAUUGGAGGGUUCAUCAGGCAAAGAAAAGGGUGGACUUGUUAUAAUGAAAAAGAAAUCAGAACAAGGAGACUUUCAAUUCAAGAAACCAUCGCUUCCAAAAUUAUCGCUUUUGGGACUUGAUAAAUUGGCAGCAGAAAAAAGAAAAUUAGAUAUCAAAAGUGAAAAUACAACAAAAAGAUCAAAGGUUACAUCAUAUACAGACAGUAAAGAUGAAAGUGAUAGUAGUGAAUCAAGUAGUGACGAAGAAGAUAAUAAAUCUUCAAAGCAUAAAAGUCGCAAAGAAAGAAAUUAUAGACCACCAAGAGUAGAAACACCUUCGCAUCCUGGAGGUGUUAGCAAAGAAGCUAAAGAAAGACAGCAUAAAAGACACAAAGAAAAAGAGAGAGGAGUUUACAUGUCCUCUAAAGAAAGAGAGAAAAAGGAGAAAAAUAGAAAAGACAAAGAUAGAAGAAAAAACAGAGACAGAGAUGAAAAUAGAUACAGAAGGGAUAGAGAUUAUGACAAAAGAGAUCGGAGAGAUUCAGAAAGAAGACAUAGUUCUGAAAGGAGUAGUCGUAGAGGGAGUAGUCCCAGGGAAUGGUCAGAAUCACCCAGAUUUAAAGACAGCCCAGCUACACCUAAUAUUCAUGUCAAAGACACCCCAUCCAGAUCUAAUUGGGAAGAUGAUGAAGAUAUUACGCCCCUAAAGAGAUCUACCUGGGAUGUUCCCACUCCAUCACCGUCCAGACGUGAUGAUGACAGUGAGAGGAGUUACAGAUCAUCCAGGGAUUGGAAAUCAGAUAGAAGUUUCAGGAGAGACAAGAAAAGAUCCGAUGAGACGCCCUUGCCAACACCUACCUAUAAAUAUAACACAUGGGCAAGUGAUAAAAAGAAGAUACAAUAUACUCCAAGGGAUACAGAUGAAAAUGGAAAACAUGAGCCAUUUAAAUCUGAGGAGGAUCGUCUUGAAUGGGAAGACGAACAGAAACGUUUGGAUCGUGAGUGGUACGGUCUGGACGAGGGAUAUGAUGAUGAACACAAUCCAUUCUCUGGAACUUCAGAUGAAUAUACAAAGAGGAAAGAAGAGGAAAUGAAGAAAAAGAAGAAGAACAGAAUGUCAGCAAAGCAAAGGCAGAUACACAAAGAUAAUGAAAUGUGGGAGACUAACAGGAUGUUGCGGUCAGGUGUAGUUACUAAAACAGAUUAUGAUGAGGACUUUGAAGAAGAAAAUGAAGCCAGGGUUCAUCUACUUGUACACAAUUUAGUUCCACCAUUUCUGGAUGGAAGAAUUGUGUUUACAAAGCAACCAGAACCUGUUGUUCCUGUCAAGGACCCUACAUCAGAUAUGGCCAUUGUCUCAAAGAAAGGCUGUGCUGUAGUCAGAAAUCACAGAGAACAAAAAGAAAGGAAGAAAGCUCAACAGAAACAUUGGGAGUUAGCUGGUACCAAAAUAGGGGAGAUAAUGGGGGUCAAAAAAGAGGAUGAUAAGGAGGAAGUUACUGAAUCUGGUGAUUAUGAUUAUAAAAAAGAUCAGAAGUUUGCUGAUAUCAUGAAAGAUAGUGAAGCUGUCAGUGACUUCUCAAAGAAGAAAUCGUUAAUGGAACAACGACAGUAUCUUCCAAUAUUUGCUGUAAGAAAUGAGUUACUUAAUGUGAUUAGAGACAACAGUAUUGUGAUCAUAGUUGGAGAAACUGGUUCUGGAAAGACCACACAGCUCACACAGUACCUACAUGAAGAUGGUUAUACCAAAUGUGGUAUGGUGGGAUGUACCCAGCCCAGGAGAGUGGCAGCCAUGUCUGUAGCUAAGAGAGUAUCAGAAGAAAUGCAAGUCAAACUUGGAGAUGAUGUUGGUUAUGCCAUCAGAUUUGAGGACUGCACUUCAGAGAAUACAGUGAUAAAAUAUAUGACAGAUGGUAUAUUACUGAGAGAAUCGUUACGAGAGCAAGAUCUGGACAACUACAGUGCAAUCAUCAUGGACGAAGCUCACGAAAGAUCUUUAAAUACAGAUGUAUUAUUUGGUUUAUUACGAGAGGUGGUUGCGCGGAGAACUGAUCUAAAACUGAUUGUCACUUCAGCCACAAUGGAUUCCACAAAGUUUGCUAAAUUCUUUGGUAAUGUUCCAGAAUUUAUCAUCCCAGGACGGACAUUCCCAGUAGAGAUAUUCUUCAGUAGAAACACAGUUGAGGACUAUGUUGAUGCUGCUGUCAAACAGUCAUUACAGAUACAUUUAAUGGGUCUAGAUGGUGAUAUAUUGGUUUUCAUGCCAGGACAGGAAGAUAUUGAAGUCACAUGUGAAAUAUUGGCAGAAAGACUAGAAGAACUAGAUGAUGCCCCACCAUUAGCAAUCCUGCCUAUUUAUUCCCAGUUACCUAGUGACUUACAAGCUAAGAUAUUUGAGAAAGCUCCGGGUGGUAUGAGGAAGUGUAUAGUAGCUACUAAUAUAGCAGAAACAUCUUUAACAGUGGAUGGUAUAUUUUUUGUUGUUGAUGCUGGAUACUGUAAACUGAAGGUGUUCAAUCCAAAGAUUGGUAUGGAUUCUCUACAAGUUUUCCCAAUUAGUCAGGCAAAUGCUAACCAGAGAUCUGGAAGGGCUGGGAGAACAGGUCCAGGUCACUGUUACAGACUAUAUACACAGAGACAAUAUAAAGAUGAAAUGUUAAUAACAACCAUACCAGAGAUGCAGAGGACCAACUUAGCUAAUGUUGUAUUAUUACUGAAGUCACUAGGGGUACAAGAUCUGUUAAAAUUCCAUUUCAUGGACCCACCUCCACAGGACAACAUACUUAAUUCCAUGUAUCAGUUAUGGAUAUUAGGAGCUAUAGAUAACACAGGAUGUCUGACACCAAUGGGUCGACAAAUGGUAGAAUUUCCAUUAGAUCCAGCCAUGUCUAAAAUGUUGAUUGUCUCACUUGAAAUGCAGUGUAGUGCUGAAAUAUUGAUAAUAGUAUCUAUGUUAUCGGUGCCUGCUAUAUUCUACAGACCUAAGGGGAGAGAAGAAGAUUCAGAUAAUGCCAGGGAGAAGUUCCAGGUCCCUGAAAGUGAUCAUCUUACUCUACUAAAUGUUUAUCACCAGUGGAAAAAGAAUGGAUACUCAGCCACUUGGAGUAAUGAACAUUUUAUACAUAUCAAAGCUAUGAGGAAGGUUAGAGAGGUGAGACAACAAUUAAAAGAAAUAAUGGAUGCACAAAAAAUGCCUCUUAUAUCAUGUGGUAAUGAAUGGGACGUGGUCAGAAAAACUAUUUGUUCUGCUUACUUCCAUCAAGCAGCUCGUCUGAAGGGUAUUGGAGAAUAUGUCCAUGUAAGAACAGGCAUGCCCUGUCAUCUUCAUCCAACUAGUGCCUUGUUUGGUAUGGGAUUUAACCCAGAUUAUAUAGUCUACCAUGAAUUAGUUAUGACUGUCAAGGAGUAUAUGCAGUGUGUAACAGCCGUGGAUGGUCAUUGGUUGGCAGAGUUAGGUCCCAUGUUUUACAGUAUUAAAGAUUCUAGUAAAACCAGACAGGAAAGAAAGAAACAUGCUAUAGAUGAAAUGAGUGCUAUGGAGGAUGAGAUGAGACGAGCAGAAGACUUGAUCAAAGUCAGGAAAGAACAUCAAGAACAACAGGCCACAGCUUCAGUUAGAAAAACUACCAUUGCCACACCAGGCAGGAAUGAACCAGGAACACCUACACCAAGACGUGGCAAGUUUGGAAUCUGAGUCGGGGUAUAGAUGGUGGAGGACCCAACGACAAGCACUGAUUGACAGGCAAACUAACUAGUCUGUAGGGAUAUUUUGAAGGAGUAUAUACCAUCGUCUCUCUGCUCCUCAGAUUAGAAAAAAAAUGUGACUAAAAUGGAGAUGUUUUUCACUUUUGAAAAUCUGUGACAGCGCAACUAUGGAACAGUAUCUAGUGUAAAUAUGGUCAGAUUUGAUAUUACAAUUCUGUAUUAUAAUACUUUAUUGAAAUGCAGGAUCCAGUACUGAAAACAUUCAUAUGAAUAACAGUACUUGUAAUGAAUAAUUGACUAUUAUUUGUUCAUAGAAGUGAUUUGUAUAAAAAUAUGAACCAAUUUUAUGUUAAUGAAAUAUAUU
This is a messenger RNA of Mytilus trossulus (common blue mussel), 4378 nucleotides long. Its product is annotated as pre-mRNA-splicing factor ATP-dependent RNA helicase PRP16-like. Gene Ontology annotation, biological process: mRNA splicing, via spliceosome. The record is from RefSeq and is a predicted model, not a curated record. Gene Ontology annotation, cellular component: intracellular anatomical structure; spliceosomal complex. Gene Ontology annotation, molecular function: ATP binding; 3'-5' RNA helicase activity; RNA binding. Lineage: Eukaryota; Metazoa; Mollusca; Bivalvia; Mytilida; Mytilidae. The transcript is spliced from 26 exons. Bases 287 to 4003 code for a protein of 1238 amino acids.